AAGAAUAAGAAGACGAUGAAAGAUACAAAGGCAUUCCAGUUUAUACGGAGAGACGAGAGCUAGAAUCCAUUCCGAUUAUCAAGUUUCAAUCGAACCUCCAUGUAAAACCCAAUUCUUGAUGCUACAGCGCAAUCUUGUGUUUCUCAUUGAUUUCGUUUGAAUCAGGGGAAUCGAAGUUGGGUUCAGUUUUGUUUGAGGAUAACAAGAGGCUGAUGCAUGUUCAUUUAGUAGAGGAUGAAGUCGUAGUUUAAUUGUUCAAUUGGAAGAAUAGAGUUUUUUGGUUUGAAAUUUGAUGACGAAGAUCUGUGAGCUCGGUGUGGUUCCAUAGCAACAGGCGGUCAUCCACUCAAGGCCGACCCCUGCCCACGAGAUUGAGAAACUUGGUCCGCCUCUGUCCGUCGUUGUCGCCAAGACAAUCAGCCUCACUUCACUGAGCCUGAAUGGCACCGAUGUUGUCGUUCCCAACGACAUUCAAUCCAACUUCGGCGUUCCCGUUCUGAGCGAUCCAAUCUUACAGUUCAGAACUCUGCCAUCUUCCGGCACCACCUCCUGAUCUCUAGCUUCAGGAACGGAAGGUAACAUAGAUAUCUAUGAAACACCUAUUAGUAGGAGUAACAUUUCACACUGGACAUGAUUCUCAUGGUGAUAUUCAUGUGAGUGUUAUGGAACCUGUUAGUGAAGAGAAAAUUAGUGCAUUGAGUGGGGAACCUAGCCACUAUUGUCAGCAUACUAGAGUGGGUGAUGGGUACUCUGGAGAGUUUGGAGAGUUUGACUUUUUGGUGUUAAACCAGUUGUCGGUCGUCUUUUGGGCAUAGAUGAAUUGAGAAUGUAGUCUUCAGAUUAUUGUUGUUGGUGCUGGUGACAUGGCGCACGAGGAAAGGGAAGACGACUUCGAUAAGGGAUCCACUAUGUUUGCUUCUGAAUUGAAACAAGCAUCUGGGGAAAAAGGAUAUGUUUACAAUGGAAAGAGUCUACGUGUGACUGUUGCUUUGGACCUGACUACGUUCAUUCAUUCCAAGGGUCAUGGUUCAUGUCAUUCAUCUUAUUUGAGUUAUCAAUUUCACUCUCACGCAUCUGAUGAGGCUAAUGUUGUAAUUGAGAUUAGCAGGGUGAUUUCUGCUACUGAGCUACUCAUACCGGCAGCUGUUGACAGAUUUGGCUCUCGCGUUGCUGGUUUCAUUUCUGAUGACCCUUGUUGUUCUGAUUCUACUAUUGCGCACCAGGUCACUAUGAAUGAUGCAUUUUACAACCACGACUUAACAGUGGUGUAUCAUGGUGAAUGCUACAAACAGGAGUUUGCUGUGGCAAUACACAAAUUGGAUAGUUUUGAUAAGUCCAGCAGGGCAUUGUCUGAAGUCACUAGGCCUUGUUUUGCCUUCACUGGUAAUGGCUUUUUGAAUGGUCCUAUUGGUGAGGACAAAUUGUUGGCUGGACACGAGUGUGGCAAAGUGAGUUCUCUUUGAACUGAUAGCUUUUUAUACACAGGUGCUUCAAAGCAUCAUUUCAAGCUUGGUGAGCAGCUUGUGUUUCUUAGACAAUUGAAUGGUAAGCAUUUGUUCAUACAAUUACAAUUAUUGGAUGAUACUCUAGCAUUUGGUUGUGAUCCUAGUAAGACUUGGAUUUAAUGAUCUUAUAACUCUUUGUAUCACUUAUUUAAGUUUCUGUUUAUUGGCUUGUUUGUUUAGGUUCUCAUUUUGACAAAGACAAAUCAAUAGAGUUCUUGCAGCUUGGUACAUGUUCAAGGUUUAUAGAACACAACAAAUGAGAAAAUUAGUAUAGUUAGUAGUUACACGGUUGGUUUUUUAUUUCCUUUUUGUAGUUGAUUCCCCUCAAUUCGGAUCUUAAUAUGCAUACAUCAUUGCAAUUGCCUACCCAAGUACUCAAGGAAAUCCUGGUGAGGCUGACCCAAAUAACACAACAGUAAGUAAUUUUUGGGAGCAUUGUCGGUGAUGAAUGGCGAGCAGUGGGAUCAUGAGUGUAGUUAUAUGUACAUUAGAAUCAAAUUGUAUUGUUAUUGUACACAUGUAUUUUUACACUUCAAAUAAUUUUGUAAUUGAAGUGGAUUCUUAAUAUUAAAUAAAGUGGUAUUUUGUUCAUU
This is a messenger RNA of Fragaria vesca subsp. vesca, 2098 nucleotides long. RefSeq lists its product as uncharacterized. Lineage: Eukaryota; Viridiplantae; Streptophyta; Magnoliopsida; Rosales; Rosaceae. The record is from RefSeq and is a predicted model, not a curated record. The transcript is spliced from 2 exons. Bases 864 to 1463 code for a protein of 199 amino acids.